Messenger RNA from Macrobrachium nipponense, 1545 nucleotides. Its product is annotated as chymotrypsinogen A-like. Gene Ontology annotation, molecular function: serine-type endopeptidase activity. The record is from RefSeq and is a predicted model, not a curated record. Bases 146 to 1459 code for a protein of 437 amino acids. Lineage: Eukaryota; Metazoa; Arthropoda; Malacostraca; Decapoda; Palaemonidae. The transcript has 12 exons. Gene Ontology annotation, biological process: proteolysis.
GCAUCGUCUUGAGCUGAACCACUCUGUGUUAACACUUCUUCCAUCAUCUUCUUUCAAUACACUAGCUGCCCUAAAAAAAGAGCCCGUGCCAGCACAAGGGUGGUUUGGUCUAGGAAGAACCAACUUUGUCAUUCAAUCAUUCAGCAUGGACAUCCUUAGCCAGAUUCUGGGUCUUCUAUUCCUCAUGGUACUGCAGGCACAAUCCAUGAGCUUAGGAUGGGACGAGGAAUCUUUGACAGAAGGAGGCCAUGCUGUGGAUUGGGUGGGAUAUGGUAGCAAUUUAGAAGCUCCCUCUGUAGAUCAGUCGUGGUCAGAGGAAAACUGGAGUGAUACUUGGUAUAAGGACAAGGAAACAGUUCUAUUGGAGCCUGGUGAGACUGCGACUUUCUCCUUCACUUUUGGGAACCAACAAGCAUCGAAGUACGUGGAAUACAAGAUCUCCAGAGCUAGAACUCUUUCUUCUUCUUAUUCAUCUCUGGUGUUCACCUGUGAUAUGAGGUCUCUGUGGAAUUCGUCAGACUGCAGCAAUGGAAAAGUGACGGUUGGUUACGGACAGAAGACCUUAAGACUUUGCAGUGAGGCUCAUUCCUUAAAGGACGAACAGGCCGGAGGCUUUCUGAAGAUUUUGGCUGAGAAUAAACUGCCGUCUUAUCAUGGAAACAUCCACUGCAGAAUUUAUGCUAAUUCCUGUGGCAAAAGGAACGUGAAAAGAAUUAUUGGAGGAACAGAGACGCUGCCCUACGAGUAUCCCUGGCAAGUGGGACUUCUUUUCAGUAAAGAGUAUCCUGAUUUAAUGUGUGGAGGAUCAAUCAUUGGCCCUUAUCACAUCCUUACAGCUGCACAUUGCAUCUACGGACGAAAAUUCAAACACGGGCCAAGAUUUCGCCCACUGGUGGCUAUCGGGUUGCAUGACUCCAGGAAACCAUCAGCUGCAACUGAGUACCUCAACAUCGCUAAGAUAACACUCCACCCGGCAUAUGACAAUAAGACCAUUGCAAAUGACAUUGCAAUUCUCAAAACAGAACAGCAAAUUCCAUUCGACAUCAAGAACACUGUUUCGCCAAUCUGCCUUCCCGAAGACCCAAACAAUAACUACGACAACACUGAGGUCUUCCUCUGUGGAUGGGGACAAACGAUUGGAAGUGAUAAUAGCUCUUACUCACCUGUUCUUCUUCAUACUGUGACAACAACAAUCACCAAUGCAAUGUGCGAAAAGAUGCUCGGUCCUAAGUAUUUCAUUACUAAUGAGAAAAUUUGUUGUCUAGCCUCUGGAAAAGGACAAAGUUCGCCCUGCUCGGGAGACUCAGGAGGCCCACUGAUGUACCAGCAUGGAGGCCAUGUGGAUCUUAUCGGAAUAGUUUCUGCGGGGCCAGGAAGAUGUCCUAGAGAACUUCCAACAUCAUACACUCGAGUUACCAGUCACUUGGAUUGGAUCAGGCACCAGAUGGAACAACCAUGAAUUCCACAUUGUCUUCACUGAUGCACUGCAACAAUUUUCUGCUAUGCAAUGAAGAUGUAAAAUCUUCCUGAAUAAAUUUAUCAGCA